Molecule: messenger RNA, 402 nt
Organism: Porites lobata
Lineage: Eukaryota; Metazoa; Cnidaria; Anthozoa; Scleractinia; Poritidae
Source: the annotation of a GenBank genome assembly
AUGAUCAGCAUAGCCGAACGCGGAGUGAAGCUUGGUGAUGCCGUGAGUGUCCGAAACUGCUUCCGGGGGUCGAAGUGGGUCCCUGGAACUAUCAUCCAGGAAGCCGGCCCUCUUUCUGCGCGAGUCGAACUAGAAGAUGGAAUGGUAGUUCGGAGACAUCAAGACCAAUUAAUUUCUCGUACUACAGAGCCUCUUUGCCCCAGUCCAACAGCUCAAAGGGCAGGCUAUAGCAAAGAGGGGAGUGUUGUUCCGGAGGUUGCAUUACCCGAUGUGAAUAGCCCUGAAGUAACCUGUGGGGAGUUGGAGUCACCCACUACACCCGAAGACCCAAGCUUAGUCCCUGCCACCUCGGUGCGAAGAUAUCCAGUAAGGGACCGGAGACCACCACAGCGUUAUUACUGA